This is a messenger RNA of Komagataella phaffii GS115, 1644 nucleotides long. Its product is annotated as Alpha 1,3 glucosyltransferase. Gene Ontology annotation, molecular function: dolichyl pyrophosphate Man9GlcNAc2 alpha-1,3-glucosyltransferase activity. Bases 1 to 1644 code for a protein of 547 amino acids. The transcript has a single exon. Gene Ontology annotation, cellular component: endoplasmic reticulum membrane. The record is from RefSeq and is a predicted model, not a curated record. Lineage: Eukaryota; Fungi; Ascomycota; Pichiomycetes; Pichiales; Pichiaceae. Gene Ontology annotation, biological process: protein N-linked glycosylation.
AUGCCACAUAAAAGAACGCCCUCUAGCAGUCUGCUGUAUGCAAGAAUUCCAGGGAUCUCUUUUGAAAACUCUCCGGUGUUUGAUUUUUUGUCUCCUUUUGGACCCGCUCCUAAUCAAUGGGUAGCACGAUACAUCAUCAUCAUCUUUGCAAUUCUCAUCAGAUUGGCAGUUGGGCUGGGCUCCUAUUCCGGCUUCAACACCCCUCCAAUGUAUGGGGAUUUUGAAGCUCAGAGGCAUUGGAUGGAAAUUACUCAGCAUUUAUCCAUAGAAAAAUGGUACUUCUACGACUUGCAAUAUUGGGGGCUUGACUAUCCUCCCUUGACAGCCUUUCAUUCAUACUUCUUUGGCAAAUUAGGCAGCUUCAUCAAUCCAGCAUGGUUUGCUUUAGACGUCUCCAGAGGGUUUGAAUCAGUGGAUCUAAAAUCGUACAUGAGGGCGACCGCAAUUCUCAGUGAGCUGUUAUGUUUUAUUCCAGCUGUCAUUUGGUAUUGUCGUUGGAUGGGACUUAACUACUUCAAUCAAAACGCCAUUGAGCAAACUAUAAUAGCGUCUGCUAUUCUUUUCAAUCCAUCUUUAAUUAUCAUAGAUCAUGGCCACUUCCAGUACAACUCAGUUAUGCUAGGUUUUGCUUUAUUAUCCAUAUUAAAUCUGUUGUACGAUAAUUUUGCAUUAGCGGCUAUUUUUUUCGUUCUUUCAAUAAGCUUUAAGCAAAUGGCUCUCUAUUAUAGCCCCAUCAUGUUUUUUUACAUGCUGAGUGUGAGUUGUUGGCCUUUGAAAAACUUCAACUUGUUGAGAUUGGCUACUAUCAGUAUUGCAGUACUCUUGACUUUUGCAACUCUAUUACUGCCUUUUGUAUUAGUAGAUGGGAUGUCACAAAUUGGCCAAAUAUUAUUCAGAGUUUUCCCGUUUUCAAGAGGCUUGUUUGAGGAUAAGGUGGCCAACUUUUGGUGUACAACGAAUAUACUGGUAAAGUACAAACAGUUAUUCACUGACAAAACCCUUACUAGGAUAUCGCUAGUAGCAACUUUGAUUGCAAUUAGUCCGUCUUGCUUCAUCAUUUUUACUCACCCAAAGAAGGUUUUACUACCGUGGGCUUUUGCUGCUUGCUCUUGGGCGUUCUAUCUUUUCUCUUUCCAAGUCCACGAGAAAUCAGUUUUAGUUCCAUUGAUGCCUACCACUCUAUUACUGGUAGAAAAAGACUUGGACAUCAUCUCAAUGGUCUGCUGGAUUUCUAAUAUUGCCUUCUUCAGCAUGUGGCCUCUAUUAAAAAGAGACGGGCUGGCUUUGGAAUAUUUUGUCUUGGGAAUAUUGAGUAAUUGGCUGAUUGGAAACCUCAAUUGGAUUAGUAAAUGGCUUGUCCCCAGUUUCCUGAUUCCAGGGCCUACUCUCUCCAAAAAAGUUCCUAAAAGAGAUACUAAAACAGUUGUUCAUACUCACUGGUUUUGGGGGUCAGUAACAUUCGUUUCAUACCUCGGAGCUACAGUUAUCCAGUUCGUAGAUUGGCUGUACCUUCCACCUGCCAAGUAUCCAGAUUUGUGGGUUAUUUUGAACACUACAUUGUCGUUUGCUUGUUUCGGGUUGUUUUGGCUAUGGAUUAACUACAAUCUGUACAUUUUGCGUGAUUUUAAGCUUAAAGAUGCUUAG